This is a messenger RNA of Apis cerana (Asiatic honeybee), 1224 nucleotides long. Its product is annotated as cobalamin trafficking protein CblD. Gene Ontology annotation, biological process: cobalamin metabolic process. Gene Ontology annotation, cellular component: mitochondrion. NCBI's taxonomy places the organism in Eukaryota, Metazoa, Arthropoda, Insecta, Hymenoptera, Apidae. The record is from RefSeq and is a predicted model, not a curated record.
AUUAAAAAAGAUGAACAUAACGUAUUAUGCCAUCUAGUGAUAAAAUAUCUAUUUCUUUUCUGAUUGAUGCGCGAAGAAUAUUGCGCUUGAUAUCGUUGUAUAGUUGGAUACGAGUCAUCAAAACGACUGAUUUUCUACAUAAGAUGCUUUGCGUAAAAUAUGUCAAGAAAAAUAAUACCACAAUUCUGUUUAAUAUAUUAUCAAAGGGUUGCUAUUCUCGACGUAGCAAUAAAAGCACAAACUCAUACAAAAUCGUUCAAGCAAAUAGUGAAAACUUGAAUGAUGUGGAUGGUGCUAUGCUUGGAAUAAAUUCUAAUUGGGAGCUUUUAACACCUAGAGGAUUCAGGUUUUAUUUACCGGGAAGCAUUGGUCCUGGUUGGUCAGAUGUAACCACAACUAUUCAAGUUAGAACGCAAUUAGUUGAUUUUCAUGACAAUGAUAAGCAGAUAUCGAUAGAUGAUUCUAAAGAAAAAUCUACUCCUCGAUCAAAUCGUUUGAAAGGGACUCAACAUUCAAUGCUUCGUUGUGUUGCACAAGAAUGUCCUUUACUGUUGAGAAAAGGUAUAGAGGAAUUAUUUCCUGGAUGUUUAGAUGUUGGUUCUCCACAACUUACUAUAAUUACUAUCAGUCAAUCAAUUAAUUUUAAAGUUAUGAAAUGGAAUAAAGAAAUAGAAACUGAGAAACUAGCUAAAUAUUUUGUAUUAGCAGCUUCGGAUAUUUGCGCAAAAUUAAGGAGAAUGGGUUAUUGGGCAGAUUUCAUCAAUCCAUUUAGUGGACAACCACAUUUAAAUUUACAAAAAAAUAAUACUCUUUACAAAACGGAUGAGCGAUUUCGAUGUUUAGGAUUUAAAAUAUUACAUAGAAACAAUUGUAAAGUUAUUUUAUAUGAUAAUAACGCAAAGAAUUUUUUGGUUCAAAACGGUCAUGGCACCGUUGUGUAUAUUACAGGAAAUCUCUACACCACAGCGCCUGCGAGUACAGAAUUUUUAAAAGAAAUUCUGUACGAUUGCGAGCUUGUAAAUGUUAACGAAGCUUAAUAAAAAUAAAAUGAAAGGGAACAAGGGGAAACAGAGUAUUGUUAUAAUAUAUAUUUUAACAUAUGUUACAUGUGUCACUGAAAUAUUUCAAUCUUUAAAUUAAGUUAUUAUAUAAUUGUAAAAAAAAUUUUCAUUCGAAAUCGAAUGUAAAAUGCUUUUUUUUUCGAUAUAUAUUUUUUUGAGUAUA